UGGAGUAGAGAAUCCUAAUGUCCUGAGACUUUUGAGAGGGGUGUCAUUGAAGUAGUUUUAUCAUAGGAAUUCCUUACUGUUUUCAAAGUUCCUGACAUGACAUUUGGGGGUUUUACUGUACUUAUAGUAUUACAUGGUGUCUUCAAAAUUUUGUAUAAUUUGAUGCAAGUAUUUGUCUCAAGAAGUCCUACUUCUUGAAUAGAAAGGUUAGCCUCAUAGUACCAAUGUGUGCAAGGUAAUAUAGCUGGUAACCUGGGAAUAACAGGACAUAAACAGUCUUAGUGAUUAAGGACAAUAGAUGUUCUUAAAGCAAGAUAUGUUAACUAGUGUGAUUUACAAAAUAAUUAAAGGAGUCCUUCUGACACUGAACUAACAGAUCAACUCCAGUUAUACAAACUUUAUACAGAUUGCUUUGUGUAAUUUUAUAUAAAGGCAGGGAUUUUGUCCUAGAAGUAUGUAUGAAAUACCUGACAUUAGAAGCCUAUUAAAAGUUUGAAAAUUUUUUGAACACAGAAGAAAGGCAGACAAUCCAUAUGUCAUUUGGGGGCAGGGUUUAGUAGUAUAGAUUUUCUUCUAAUUAUACUGCUUGAGAUGCUGAAAUGAAAUGAGCUCAAGUGAAUUGAGAGGUAAACACACUUUGAAAGUGUGUCUAAAAAAUGGUGAUAAAUCUUGUUCACCACCCCCAGAAAUGUAAAAACAAAAAACAAUGCACAGAGUAGGCAGCACAUUUUCAAUGACUUCUAUAGAGAAUGAUAACCAAGAAUCAGAAUACAUUUCUUGCACAAAAUUGUUGAUUUUGAAGAAUGUGUUUGAAAGGGCAUAAGUACUUCAUGUCAUUGUACUACCUCUAAUCAGACUUUACAAGAAUAUGAAUGGCUUGAUGCAGAGAUUAGAGCUAAGGUAUACAGACUCACUGCUGUUUGGAGAAGAAAAGGUCAGUCAAAAAUGCAUUUUUUGAAAAUAAGUUGGGGAGAUAAUUAGAUAUAUACAACUUUUGAACUGAGGCAUAAUUGUACUAUAUGAAAUAAUGACUGAACUCCUCUACAAAGAUUCCUAAGUGUUGAGCAGUAGUUAAUGUAGGUGUGUGUGGAGGGUUAAGAAGGGUAAACCAUAGGAUUAGUUGGAAAUUUUGAGACAAAAUCUAAGCUCUACCAAAUUCUUCUAUCAUAAACUCUGCUGUUAGAGGAGAUUUUGUUAAAUAGGAAAGCAGUCCUGGGAGCAUUGUUUUGAGGUCCGUCCUGUUUUCAACUGCAAGCUUUGGUCUCAGCUGUUCUGCAGUGCCUUGCAUAUAAAGGUGCUCGAUAAAUAUUUGAAUUGAUGAGCAAAUGUUUACUCUAGCCAGUUAGUUUUCCAGGAUCUUAUACUUGCACCUUUUUCAUGUUAAACUAAGGGUGAAUUUUAAAAUCUGAUCUAAUGAGCAUAACAGAAAAUUGUGUACUUCUAGAGAUCUAGAAUUUUAGAAUCUGACAACUAUGUAUGUAUACAUACUUGGGACACACACAAGCAGAAUAAAGUGAAGUAGUGUAUAGAGGGUGAAAUACAAGAGUCAACUUCACUCUGGAAGGUGGGAUGGCACAGAUUUAACUUGUACAAGAGGGAAUAAUGCUUCCAUUCACACUGGACCUGGGACUUAUUUUCUGAGGAGUUCAUGAGGCAUAACAGCCUAUAGCCUGUUUCCAUAUUGGCACUUCAAAGGCUGCAUGGUACCUAAACAAUGGAGAUUGGACUAAAUUGUGAAGAAUUAAAAAUAUGUGGUUUUUGCCUUAGACUGGAAGUAAUGAUAUUCUAGAAUUAAGAAAUUUGAUUACACUGUUCUCAGUUGUUUUUCACCUAGAUAUCUGAGACAAUGAAAGCAGGAGCUUGGAUUUGCCUAUGGAGCUUCAGCUUCAAAUGAGAGUAAUUUGGGGAACAUUUUCUCUAAGUGCAUAAACCAGGAUAGCUGUGGACAGGAAAUUACCAUUGACAUUCUAUAAACCCACUUGCCUGGCCAUUAUUGGUUUAGGUAAGUUAGAAAACAAUUGGUGAACACAAAAAUAAUUUGGAGAUUUAGGGACAACUUGAGAUGGCAGUUGCUGGGGAAUGUAGUACACAAGUAAGGACACCAGGUGGCACCGUUUCUAUUAGCUCCUACCCCCAUAGAGAGGAAAGUCAGACUGGCAAGUUGAAGGCAUCAACCCCCUAUUUCAUACUGGUAAGGCUAAUGACACUUGUCUCCCUCCUCCAGAUUUGGGAAAUGUGACCGUUUCAUUUUGUAUUUCAUUACAUCUGCAGUGCAUGGUUGAAGGGAAGGAAUAUGCCUCUGAUAGCUAUUGACAGUUGUCUAGGUAACCAAAAAUUACAGAUGUCAUUUUUAGUAUGUGGCUACAAUACACAACAAUACAUAGCUCUUUUGCCAUUUAGCUGUACAAGGCACACCCAGAACAAUGGGUUUAGGGGUUCUUUUUUGCUAUCAUGUCAUCUCCCCUGGUGGUUCACAGGGUCUGGAUUGGAUGAGACAUACUCCAGUGUACUAUUUCUCUGUACUAUUUCUCUGGGGCCCAAGUCUUUUGGCUUAGGCUAACCUUUUCGUAAGAGAACUGAGAUAGCAAAAAGGCAGAAAGUUUCCUAGAAAGUGGACUUUUGGCUGAGACACAUGAAAUAUGUAAAGGUGUGUGUGUGUUUGUCCCCACCACGAGCCAGAAAAAACUAUACGACUCAGUCAAGCGCCACCGGAUUGAUAGCGAUCUCCACAAAGUAAAGGUACUAUGGGAAAGGCUUCAUGAGUAAAUUUUGACAGGAACAAGGAAAAUGGAGCAAAGAAGUCCCGGUUUAACUGGAUCAAAGCACAGUGGGACACCAGAGGCUAAAGAAACCAUGAAACAUAUCCCGGAGCACAUUUACUUGUCUACCCUCCCCCACACUCCUGCAAUUCUUCAAGGCUAACAUCUCCCUCCUCUUCUGUCAUGGCCAAUUAGGUCGCCCAGUUCAAAACUGUAUUAGUGGUCGAAAUAAUUACUCAGGAGAGUCAUUAUUUACACGUAGGCCAACGUGCCAGGCAGGCGGCAAGCAGAAACUGUUCGAACCGCUUUAAACCCCAGCGCUUGGUGGGAGCAGAGCCUCACCGCUCUGCCUCAAUGUUGUAAUUCUGAGGUAGGAGUUUCAGUUUUGGUGCCUCCGGCCCAUGAAACGCCAACCAUAGCACCCUGGGGGCGUGGUUGCCGUCUAGUUGGGGCUCUGGGAAGGGCAGUCCUCCGGGGGACCAGGCCUGAUAAUACCAUAAAAGGCUCGGUUCUCCCAUUUCUGGAGCCGUGUUCUGUUGACCUUCCCCGAGGAGCGAUAUCCGCGACUACAUAGUGCGGAAUCCACGGUUCUCGAAUCCCGCGUCCGGCUUCCUAGGCCCUUUCAUUGGCUCCGCCCCCAUAAGGCUUACUCGGCCACUCUCGGAACGCUCUCCUGGGUAGAAUACAAGCCGCACCCCCUUCCCUCGGCUCCGCCUACCGAGCCCGUAGCGUGGCCCAGGCUGUAGUUCGCGUUUUGAGCCGCUCGUGCCACCAUAGCUGCUGCCACCGCUACCGCCGCGGAGCUGAAAUCGCCUAGCGCGAUGCCUGAGGGCGCCGUGCGCGGGGCAGUCCCCGAGCCCCAGGGCUGGUCAGUAAGAGGGCAUACUGGAAGGACCUGUGGAGUGGGAAGGCAGUGCCACUGGUGAGACAAGUCCCAAGACUGGGCCAGAAACUGUCCCCGAGCCUCCUCAUCAUGAUGGCCGUGGAAGGAUCAACCAUUACCAGCCGUAUCAAGAACCUGCUGCGAUCCCCAUCGAUCAAAUUACGCAGAAGUAAGGCAGGAAACCGGCGAGAGGACCUCAGCUCCAAGGUGACUUUGGAGAAGGUGCUUGGAAUAACAGUGUCUGGAGGCAGAGGACUUGCCUGUGACCCCCGAUCAGGUUUAGUUGCCUACCCAGCUGGGUGUGUGGUCGUGUUGUUCAAUCCCCGGAAACACAAACAGCACCACAUCCUCAAUAGUUCCAGGAAAACCAUCACUGCCCUUGCCUUCUCCCCUGAUGGCAAGUACUUGGUCACUGGCGAGAGUGGGCACAUGCCUGCCGUGCGGGUUUAUGAUGUGGCUGAGCAUAGCCAGGUGGCAGAGCUGCAGGAGCACAAGUAUGGUGUGGCUUGUGUGGCCUUCUCCCCUAGUGCCAAGUACAUUGUCUCUGUGGGCUACCAGCAUGACAUGAUCGUCAACGUCUGGGCCUGGAAGAAAAACAUUGUGGUGGCUUCCAAUAAGGUGUCCAGUCGGGUGACAGCAGUGUCCUUCUCUGAAGAUUGCAGCUACUUUGUCACUGCGGGCAACCGGCACAUUAAAUUCUGGUACCUCGAUGACAGUAAGACCUCAAAGGUGAAUGCCACUGUGCCCCUGCUGGGCCGUUCAGGGCUGUUGGGGGAGCUUCGGAACAACCUGUUCACUGAUGUGGCCUGUGGCCGUGGGAAGAAGGCCACCAGUACCUUCUGCAUCACGUCCUCGGGGCUGCUGUGCGAGUUCAGUGAGCGGAGGCUUCUGGAUAAGUGGGUGGAGCUGAGAACCACUGUGGCCCACUGCAUCUCUGUGAGCCAAGACUACAUCUUCUGUGGCUGUGCUGAUGGCACUGUGCGCCUCUUCAAUCCCUCUAACCUGCACUUCCUCAGCACCCUGCCCCAGCCCCAUGCCCUGGGGACAGACAUUGCCAGUGUCACUGAGGCCAGUCACCUCUUCUCUGGAGUGGCCAAUGCCAGGUAUCCAGACACCAUUGCCUUGACCUUUGAUCCUACUAAUCAUUGGCUGUCUUGUGUAUACAACGACCACAGCAUUUAUGUUUGGGAUGUGAGGGACCCCAAGAAAGUGGGCAAGGUGUACUCAGCCCUGUAUCAUUCCUCCUGCGUCUGGAGUGUGGAGGUCUACCCUGAAGUGAAGGACAGUAACCAGGCUUGCCUGCCCCCUAGUUCGUUUAUCACCUGUUCUUCAGACAAUACCAUCCGCCUGUGGAACACAGAGAACUCCGGCAUAUAUGUUUCCACCUUGCACCGAAACAUCCUCAGCAAUGACCUCAUUAAAAUCAUCUAUGUGGAUGGAAACACUCAGGCCCUGCUAGACACUGAGCUUCCUGGAGGAGACAAAGCCGAUGGGUCUCUGAUGGAUCCCCGUGUGGGCAUCCGCUCUGUGUGUAUCAGCCCCAAUGGACAGCACCUAGCCUCAGGGGACCGUAUGGGCACACUCAGGGUGCAUGAGCUGAGGUCUCUGAGUGAGAUGCUCAAGGUGGAGGCCCAUGACUCAGAAAUUCUGUGCUUGGAAUACUCGAAGCCAGACACAGGUCUGAAGCUGCUGGCAUCGGCGAGCCGGGACCGGCUGAUCCAUGUGCUGGACGCCGGACGGGAGUACAGUCUCCAGCAGACACUGGAUGAGCACUCAUCCUCCAUCACUGCUGUCAAAUUUGCAGCCAGUGAUGGGCAAGUCCGCAUGAUCAGCUGUGGAGCAGACAAGAGCAUCUACUUCCGCACUGCACAGAAGUCUGGAGAUGGAGUACAGUUUACACGGACACACCACGUGGUACGGAAGACAACCCUUUAUGACAUGGAUGUGGAGCCCAGCUGGAAGUACACGGCCAUUGGCUGCCAGGACCGAAAUAUUCGGAUCUUUAACAUAAACAGUGGAAAGCAGAAAAAGCUGUUUAAAGGGUCACAGGGUGAUGAUGGCACUCUGAUUAAGGUGCAGACAGACCCCUCAGGAAUCUACAUUGCCACCAGCUGUUCUGACAAGAACCUCUCCAUUUUUGACUUCUCCUCAGGCGAGUGUGUGGCCACCAUGUUUGGCCACUCAGAGAUUGUCACUGGCAUGAAAUUCAGCAAUGACUGCAAACAUCUUAUCUCCGUAUCAGGGGACAGCUGCAUAUUUGUGUGGCGCCUGAGCUCUGAGAUGACCAUCAGAAUGAGACAGCGUCUGGCUGAGCUGCGCCAGCAUCAGCGAGGGGGCAAGCAACAAGGACCACCUUCUCCUCAAAGGUCGGCUGGACCCAGCUGGCAUGAGGCUCCGUCGAUGCUGUCUCCUGGACCAGCUCUCUCAUCAGACAGUGACAAGGAGGGAGAGGAUGAGGGCACUGAAGAAGAAGAACUUCCAGCUCUACCCAUUCUUGCCAAGGGAACCAAGAAAGGGUCAGCCUUAGUGCCCAGCCCUGCCCUGCCCCGAAGCCUGUCUCACUGGGAGAUGAGCCAGACACAGCAGAUGGUGGAGUUCCUGGACCACACUCCUGUGGGCAACCAAGGACCCAGAAGAAGGGGGCGCUGGGCUCAGCCAGGUGCAGAGCUGAGUGUUCGCUCCAUGCUAGACCUGCGGCAGCUGGAGACACUGGCUCCGAGCCUUCGGGGCCCUAGCUGGAACUCGCUGGCCAUGUCCCCAUCUGGCCCUGGGAGGCAUGGUCAGCAGGCCCCUGAGACCUCACAUGCUAGCCAGAAUGAAAAGUCCCCUCAGCCUCAGGCUUCCCAACCCUGUUCCUGCCCCCACAUUAUCCAACUGUUGUCCCAAGAGGAAGGGGUCUUUGCCCAAGACCUGGAGGCUGCACCUAUUGAAGAUGGUAUUGUCUACCCAGAGCCAAGUGACAGCCCCACCCUGGAUACCAGUGGCUUCCAGGUGCAGGCUCCAGCCCGAGGGACCCUGGGAAGAGUGUACCCAGGUGGCAGGGGCUCAGAGAAGCACAGUCCUGACAGUGCCUGCUCUGUGGAUUACAGCAGCAGCCGCCUUUCCAGCCCUGAGCAUCCCAAUGAAGACUCUGAGAGCACGGAGCCCCUGAGUGUGGAUGGCAUUUCCUCAGACCUUGAAGAGCCAGCUGAGGGUGAUGAGGAAGAGGAAGAGGAGGCAGGCACUGCCCACUAUGGGCUGCAGGAUGGCAGCCCUCAUACCCCAGACCAGGAGCAGUUUCUGAAACAGCACUUUGAGACUCUGGCCAAUGGGGCUGCUCCAGGGGGCCCAGUGCGGGUGCCAGAGAGGACAGAGUCUCGGAGCAUUUCUUCACGAUUCCUAUCACAAGUGCAGACCCCCCCACUCAGGGAACUGUCCCCAUCUUCCUCAAGCCUGCCACUGACGUCGAGACCAGCCCAGAUGCUGCAGGCAUCUGACGAGGCCCCUCCAUCAGGCCCAUUGCUCUUACGGGAAAUGGAGGCCCAGGAGUGUCUGCGCUCCCUGUCUCAGGCUGAUGGCCGUCUGUCUCGGCCCCACUCCUACCAGAACCCCACCGCUAGUUCCAUGGCCAAGAUAUCCCGCAGCAUCUCUGUUGGGGAGAACUUGGGCCUGGUGGCUGAACCUCAGGCUCCUACCCCCAUUCGAGUCUCACCACUCAGCAAGCUGGCCCUGCCCAGCCGGGCUCACCUGGUCCUGGACAUCCCAAAGCCACUGCCUGAUCGUCCUUCUCUAGCCACAUUCUCACCUGUAAUCAAAGGCCGGGCCCCUGGUGAGGCAGAACAACCUGGCACCCUGGCAGGCCUAGGAAAGACUCAUAGUACACCGGAAAGGCGGGCUUGUUUGGGGGAGGGUAUCCCUCUCAAGCCAAGGACAGAAUGCCAGGCUCAGCCUGGGCCCAAUGGACCCAGUGCCCAGCGACUGCCAGUCAACAGCCUCCUCCAAGGCCCUGAGAACUUGCAACCCCUACUUCCUGAGAAGACUCCCAGCCCCAUGGGCUGCACCAGGCCAGGGGCAGCCCUGAGCCAGGACUCAGAGCCAGUGGUGAACCUGGAGCAGUGUGAACAACUUGUAGCAGAGCUCCAGGCCAGUGUGCGCCAGGCUGUGGGGCUUUACCACUUGGUGGCCAGCUGCAAGACACCCUCAGCAGAGCAAAGUCGCAUCACCCAGCUCCUCAGAAACACCUUCUCUUCCGUGCGGCAGGAGCUAGAAGCCCUCGCUGGGGCAGUAAUGUGCAGCCCAGGAGGGAGCCCUGGGGCCGUGGGGGCUGAGCAAACGCAGGCCCUACUGGAGCAAUACUCAGAGCUGCUGCUUCGAGCCGUGGAGCGGCGCAUGGAACGCAGACUCUGAGUUCCGGAAGCCUGUCCUAAGUGAAUGCUCCCUUUACUCCAAACUGUAAUCCCUCUUCCACUCUUCCAAAACCUGUGGGGAUGCUGAGUGGAUAGCAGGGAUCGAUGUUCAGAGGGGAAGCGGCUUGCCCAGCUGCUCCUCAUGGGGCCCCUGUAUUUAUUAAUUUAUUUCCCUGA
Manis pentadactyla (Chinese pangolin) is the source of this 8204-nucleotide messenger RNA. RefSeq names its product mitogen-activated protein kinase binding protein 1 (gene MAPKBP1). Bases 3733 to 8028 code for a protein of 1431 amino acids. The record is from RefSeq and is a predicted model, not a curated record. NCBI's taxonomy places the organism in Eukaryota, Metazoa, Chordata, Mammalia, Pholidota, Manidae. The transcript is spliced from 31 exons. Gene Ontology annotation, molecular function: protein binding.